Molecule: messenger RNA, 5010 nt
Organism: Fusarium sp. VM40
Lineage: Eukaryota; Fungi; Ascomycota; Sordariomycetes; Hypocreales; Nectriaceae
Source: the annotation of a GenBank genome assembly
AUGUCCACCCCUACUUUGGGGGGUCCUUCCAAUGGACAUUUGUCGCCAAGCGAUGGAAUUAGCAUGUCGUUCGAUACAGGAGACCAAGUAACAGAUAGCGACUCUCACGAUGUCCCCGAUCACACUUUCGAUCAACCAUCACCGGCAUCCUCAGAUGAUGCGAACCACGACUCCCACAUAGCUCAGGACGAUACACACCAAUCGGCGAGCGAGCAGUCCAGCGAUGACAAUGCGUCUGACGACGGAGACUUCGAUAUGGAAGAAAGCCUCCCAUCUCAGAACGAGGACGCGGCAGAAGACCACGCCAGUUCUACCGACUCAAAUCAAACCUCUAAGCGCAAGGCUCCCGUCGAGGAGGACGAGUUCAUCAAGGCCAAUCCAGAGCUAUAUGGAUUGAGAAGAAGUACGCGACCUCGCGAACAACGAAAAAUUGUUGAGUCUGAUGACUCUGACUCAGAACCCCCUGUCAAUCGUCGUUCAGUAAAACGACGACGCGUGGAAACGUCCCGUCCUUUGUCUAACAUGACCGUCUCAGCUUCAAAGAUUGGUACUCCGACGUUACGCGCCUCGACCGCCGACUCCGACUCCGAUUCAGACAACUAUGGUGGCGCUCGUGCAAAGACUCUUCAGAAGAAGGCUCGAAUGCAACGUGAAGCACAGCCAGGACUUGUCUUUGCUGAAAAGCGUUGGUCGAGUCGUCGCGCUGCACAGGUACAGCAAGGUGCCUACGAAGAAAGCGAUGUCGAUGAAGAAGACGAAGACGAAGAUGAAUUGGCUCUUGCUUCUUACAACGUCGACUAUGUUGACGACUCGCCAUACGUCGAAAAAGUAGUCCGACAUCGGCUCAAAGACGGUCUGGAAUUAUCAUACGAUGCUAAUAAGAACGACUUCGAGUACUACAUCAAAUGGCAGAACAAGUCACACUUGCACGAUACAUGGGAAAACUUUGAUGACAUUCGAGGUUACCGUGGCUUUCGCAGAGUUGAAAACUACUUUAAGAAACUUGUCAACUAUGAGCUGGACAUCCGUUUUGGCACCGACGUUCCUCCCGAAACCAAGGAGCAGUUCUUCCUCGAUCGCGAGCGAGACGAGGAGGCCUUCGAGGACUACACAAAGGUGGAGCGAGUCGUAGCUGUACGAGAUGGCGACGAUAGCCCUGAGUACCUCGUCAAGUGGAAGGGUCUCACCUACGAGGAAUGUACGUGGGAGCUCGCGUCAGACAUCAGCGACGCGUUUCAAGACCAGAUUGAUCAGUAUCUCGACCGAGCGUCCCGUUCGUGGCAGUCAGACCGAAAAGAGACAAACCUCGACACGCGAUCACGGAUGGUGAAGCUCGAGGAGCAACCCGAAUUCAUAAAGAAUGGCGAGCUUCGAAACUUCCAGCUUAGAGGCCUCAACUUCCUCUGCCUGAAUUGGACCAAAGGUAACAACGUGAUCCUUGCCGAUGAAAUGGGUCUCGGAAAAACAGUCCAAACUGUAUCUUUUCUCAGCUGGCUUCGCAACGCUCGCCAGCAGGAGGGACCAUCUCUUGUGGUUGCUCCCCUUAGUGUCAUCCCUGCUUGGUGCGACACCUUCAACCAUUGGUCUCCCGAUCUCAACUACGUUGUCUAUCUGGGACCUGAGGAUGCCCGCAACAUCAUUCGUGAACACGAAUUACUCGUUGAUGGUAACCCCAAGAAGCCCAAGUUCAACAUUCUGGUCACUUCAUAUGAGUUCAUUCUCCAGGACUGGCAGUUCCUACAGUCCAUUAAGUGGCAAACUCUCGCUGUUGAUGAGGCCCACCGUCUCAAGAACCGUGAAUCGCAGCUAUACAACCGCCUUGUGAGCUUUGGUAUUCCCUGCAAGGUGCUGAUCACAGGAACACCUAUCCAGAACAAUCUGGCUGAGUUGUCUGCUCUCCUUGACUUCCUAAACCCUGGCAAGGUUGAUAUUGAUGAAGACCUGGAUUCUCUUUCAGCCCACGACGCGCAGGAGAAACUCCAACUACUUCACAAAUCUAUUGCCCCAUACAUUCUCCGAAGAACCAAAGAGACUGUCGAAUCAGACUUGCCACCGAAAACAGAAAAGAUCAUUCGUGUUGAGCUUUCGGAUGUUCAGUUGGACUACUACAAGAACAUCCUGACCCGCAACUACACGGCUCUCUGCGAUGCAACCAAUGGGCACAAGAACUCGCUCCUCAAUAUCAUGAUGGAGUUGAAAAAGAUCAGUAACCAUCCUUAUAUGUUCCCAGGAGCUGAGGAGAAGGUUCUGGCCGGCAGUGUGCGUCGCGAAGACCAGAUCAAGGGUUUGAUUACAAGCAGUGGAAAGAUGAUGUUGUUGGAUCAGCUUCUAUCAAAGCUGAAAAAGGAUGGUCAUCGAGUUCUGAUCUUCAGUCAAAUGGUGAAGAUGCUCGACAUCCUUGGCGAUUACUGCUCCUUGCGAGGUUACAAGUUCCAGCGACUAGACGGUACUAUUGCAGCUGGUCCCAGACGUAUGGCCAUCAAUCAUUUCAAUGCUGACGACAGCGACGACUUCUGUUUCUUGCUUUCUACUCGAGCAGGUGGUCUAGGUAUCAACCUGAUGACUGCGGACACUGUCGUCAUCUUUGAUUCCGAUUGGAACCCGCAAGCUGACUUGCAGGCUAUGGCUCGUGCGCAUCGUAUCGGCCAGAAGCGACCUGUCAACAUUUACCGUCUGGUAUCCAAGGAGACUGUUGAGGAGGAGGUCCUUGAGCGAGCUCGCAACAAGCUUCUGCUUGAGUAUCUUACCAUCCAGGCUGGUGUAACCGACGAUGGUAAGGCGGCAUUUAAGGAAGAACUGAACAAGAAAGGCCUUAGAGUUGAGGGCCCCUCCUCAUCUGAGGAUAUUCAGAUGGUGCUCAAAAUGCGUUCUUCCAAGAUGUUUGAGCAGAGUGGCAACCAAGAGCGUCUCGAACAGCUUGAUAUUGACUCGAUCCUUGAGAAUGCUGAAAUCACCAAGACCAAGGUUGACGACAAGAUUAAUCUCAGCACUGGUGGCAUUGACUGGGACAACUUCAUGCAAAUCACCGACGUCAAAGUCGAUGACAUCAAUCUUGAUUGGGAUCAGAUUAUUCCUGCUGAUAAGAUCGCUGAGAUUAAAGCUGAGGAGGAAAAGAAGCAACAUGAAGCCUAUGUUGCCAAGGUAGCAGCCGAGAGCGCACCGCGAAGAGCCGCUGUCAAGAGUCGUAACAGAGAGGAGACUGAUCGCACUGACCGUUUUAAGAAGCGUCAGAAGGAGCAGCGAGACAAGGAGGACGACGACCGUCGAACGUUGCUGGCAGAUCCGAAGCGACCCUUGACUGACAAGGAACAGCGGGGGCUCAUCAAGGCGUACUUCAGAUACGGAUCUAUGGACGAUCGUGGCGAGGAGAUCAUCAAAGACGCCAAACUGAAAGAGAGAGAUAGAGACUACGUGAAGUCUGUUCUCGAUGAGUUUAUCAAAGCUGCUAGUGAAGCUGUUGAUGACAAUUACGCACAGAUGGUUGAGGAAGAGAAGAGACUUGGAAAGAGCCUCACCAAGAAGGAUCGCAAGGCGGUAUUGAUUGAUUUUGGCGACCUCAAGAAGGUGAAUGCCGAGACAGCCAUUGAGCGGCCCAAGCAGCUUCAGCUUCUUCGACAAGCCAUCCGCAGUCACAGUGACUGGCACGCGUUCCGUCUUCCUGAUGCGACAAAGGCUGCAAGCUAUUCGUGCGCUUGGGGCGCCAAGGAAGAUGCCAUGCUCUUGGUUGGCAUCGACAGACAUGGCUUUGGUGCUUGGCCGCAGAUCCGUGAUGACCCCGAUCUGGAUAUGACGGACAAACUCUUCCUUGAAGAGCAUCGUGUCGAGAAGAAGGAGGAGCGCAGUAAGGGCAACGACAAGAUGAAAGCCCCUGGCGCUGUGCACCUCGUCCGCCGCUCAGAGUAUCUGCUCUCUGUCCUGCAGGCUAAGCAUUCAAAUGAUCGAGGUGUGCAACGACUUGUGGAAAACCACCAUCGCAACAACAAGAAGAGCCUGGCGAAUGGACAUCGUGGAAGUGCAACAGCAUCCCCCGCCCCACACAACGGCAAGAAGCCCCGCGACCGCGACAGAGAAAACCUUCAUAGCGACCUCCACCGAUCCCGUGGACAUGGCGACGAGCGCGGUACCCCACGACCUGACUAUAAGCGGAAGCACAUGUCACAUGAGGACAGCCGCAGUCCCAAGCACCGCCGUAUCGAGGAACAUCGUCGAUCCAGCAAGCAUGGAGAGGAUAGAGAUAGGUCAGAGAAGCGCCGCCAUCGGGAUGAUGAAGAUCGUCGUGAUGAACGCCGAGAUGACCGCCGACACGACAAGCAUCGCCUUAGCCAUCGCGACGAUCGCCGGGAUGACCGACGAGAUGACCGUCGUGAUAGUCGUCGUGGUGAUGACCGUCGAGAUGAUCGCCGUGAUGAUCGCCGUGAUGACCGUCGGGAUGACCGUCGGGAUGACCGUCGGGAUGACCGUCGAGGAGAUGAACGCCGCGGGGACGAUCGCCGAGAUGAUCGCCGAGACGACCGUCGUGAGGACCGUCGACCUGACAGACAUCGCGACGACCGUGAGCGUGAGCGCGAGCGCGAAAGACCCCAAGACUCGUACCCUCUUGAUGAGCGCCGAGCCAAGGCUCUCCGACGACUGGACGAGCUUCGCCGCAUUGGCGACAACAAGGACCAAAGGGCACUUGACAACGACGCCCUGAUAUGGUUUCUAUUGAAACCUGUCCGAGAAAACUUUGAGAGAAUCCUCUCUACGACCAAGGACAAUGUGAAGUCCAGUAAGGAGCGAGCAUCCAUUUUUGGAGUUGAGUUGGUCGUCAUCGGCACGUUUCUUGACGAAAAGCUGGCAGCCACUGCUGCUGACGAGGGUCUCAAGAGCAAUUUCUGGGACUUUUUGGCAGCGUUGUGGCCUGUUGAUGACACAAGCAAGAGCGUCACUGGAAAACGACUGAGCAAUAUGUAUCGCACCCUACACUCCCGCAGCAAGGGAUCUGGUUCGACCAAGACCAACGGUGCAUAA